AUGGCAAAAUCCAAUGAACAACCGAGACAAAUCAUCAGCACCAACUGCAGAGCAAAGCCUGCAGUAUGCCUGGUGUUGUGCUGCUUGGUAUCAACAUUAUCUUCGCAGAUGCUGCUUCUCAGCUGCUUUGCUGAAUCAUGCCAGCGGCACUCACGUGGCGCCGGCCUGCGGACAAGUAUGAAGGUGCUACAGAGAUCCAGAAACAAUCAACAAGUAAGAGCUCAACACAGGCUGGAGAGAAGGCUAAAGUUUGAGGAGACAAAGUCUUUCAGUACAGGCCAUGACCCACAGCACUUGCUCAUGCGAUUGGAGUUGAUGUCAAAAGGUCAAUUGAAGGGCUUUGCGCCUACGGUGCUUGAGAGCUACCUUGACCAACACGGAAGGUCCAAAGACUUAGCGUUUGAAUACGCCAUGCGAGGGGAAGCAAGACUAGGGCGCACAGACGGCAUUGAAGAAGUUCUGUCGCGGGGAAAUUCAGAGGGCAUGACCAAAGCCAGACUGCUAGACUUCGCGGUGGAGGAGCUUUCAAAAUGCGGCUUUUUUAGUACAGUGGAGCACUAUUUCCUACUUUUGAGGCCAAGUCAGAAGAGGUUAGACCACCUGUUUCAUGCGGCAAUCAAAAAGAAAAACAUUUCCGCCGCUGAGAGGGUAUUGCGCCAUAUGGAUGAGGAGGGCUUCGUUGUUGACAAGGUUCAUUUUGAGCAGCUCUUGCAAGCCAGCGUCCGCGCAGAAGGCGUUUGGAAAGCAGAAAGGCAUGUGAGAAAAAUGGUGAGCCGAAGGCUGGAACCCACCGAACGGAUCUAUGGCACACUCCUUGAUGCCUAUGGCAGCAAGGGAAACGUAACUGCCUGCAUGAGGCUUUUGCGGGGCAUGAAAGAGCACCACCUUCAGCCGCAGAACAUGCACUACGGGCAGGUCUUCAAGGCGGCUGCGAAAGUGAGCGAGAGUCAAGAUCAUAGCUUUUGCCUGGAACAGGUGCUCCGGACCAUGAUGGCAGAGCGUCUCCGUCUCAAUGACGCCAACCGAGCUGACCUGCUCCGGGCUGUGGGGGAGCCGCGUUACAAGGAGAUUUGCCGGAGCUGUGAUCUUCGAUCCAAUGUGAAGAGGCGAAAGAAGACGAAAGAAUUGGAGAAAUAA
Molecule: messenger RNA, 1137 nt
Organism: Durusdinium trenchii
Lineage: Eukaryota; Dinophyceae; Suessiales; Symbiodiniaceae
Source: the annotation of a GenBank genome assembly